Messenger RNA from Danio rerio (zebrafish), 2361 nucleotides. It is a transcript of the gene kazna, whose product is annotated as kazrin, periplakin interacting protein a. The record is from RefSeq and is marked provisional. Lineage: Eukaryota; Metazoa; Chordata; Actinopteri; Cypriniformes; Danionidae.
AUGAUGGAGGAGAAUAAGCAGCUCGCUCAGCGGAUCGAUGGCGCGAUCCAGUGCGCGAAGCAGGAUGUGGCGAACCUGCGCGCGGAGCUCACAGCCACCGGCCACAGACUGGCAGAACUCGGCGAGCUGGAAGAACCGGGAGAACCGCAGGAACAUCAGCAGCAGCAGCAACAACAGAACCACCAGGAUGCACCAGUGCAGAGACAGAAAGCUCUGACAGAGCUUGGUCAAAAAGGUGACGUCGCUUCUCAGGAGACGUCGUUAGAUAAAGUGCUGCUGCAUGAGGAGGUGCUGCGUCUACAGGAGGAGGUGUCCGUGUUGAAGCAGGUCAGGGAGAUGUUGAACCGGGAGCUGGAGGAGACAGGAGGAGGCUGCUCUGUGGAGCUGAUGUCCGUCUCUCAGCUCCGAGUGCAGCUCACACAGAAGGAGCAGGAGUUGGACAGAGCCAAGGAGGCACUGCAAGCAAUGAAGACAGACAGGAAGCGUUUGAGGUUGGAGAGGACUGAUCUGGUCAAUCAGAUGCAGCAGCUUUACACCACACUAGAGAGCCGUGAGGAGCAGCUCCGAGAUUUCAUACGCAACUACGAGCAACACCGAAAAGAGAGUGAAGAUGCAGUGAGAGUUUUGGCGAGAGAGAAGGAUCUGUUAGAGCGUGAGAAGUGGGACCUUCGGCGACAAACCAAAGAGGCCACAGAACACGCCGGUGCUCUCCGUUCUGCACUGGACCUGAAAGAGAGCAGGAUCAAGGAGCUGGAGGCUGAACUGACCAUGGCAAAACAGUCUUUGGCUACUCUCACUAAAGAUGUUCCGAAGCGCCACUCACUGGCCAUGCCCACAGAGACCGUCGUCAACGGCAACCAGGAGUGGGCGAUGCAUGCUGAGCUUCCUCUGACUGCGGCCAUACGACAGAGUCAACAGAACCUCUACCACUCCAUGGACAGACAGGUCCUGAAAGCAUCACCAUGUGUUUGUGACGGUGAUGGAAUCAGUAUGAUGUCAUCAGCCGCGGCCAGAAUCAGUCCGUGUCACUCGAAACAAGCAUCUGUGAUGUCAGACGCUUCAGUAAUGGAGGGAGAAAGAUCCUCAACGCCGUCAGACUCACCUCGACACAGAACACACUCCCUCUGCAACUCCCUAGAGGACCUGGAGGAGCAGAGGCGCAGGAAGAAGAAAGAGCGCAUGGGCCUGGGCUCUCUGUCCCGGGUGUUCGGCCGAGGGAAGCAGAGAAAGUCCAUGGACCCCACUCUAUUUGAUGACUCCGACAGUUUGUCAAGCCCCGCCCGCCUCAGCGUGAGCCUAUCAGAAUGCGAGGAGCAGCUGGAUCGUCUUCAGCAGGUGGAGCUCGCGCGCUCGGCGCCCAUGUGUCGUUGGAGGGCAGGAACCGUGCAGGCGUGGCUGGAAGUGAUUAUGGCCAUGCCGAUGUACAUGCGCGCCUGUGCCGACAACGUCAAAAGCGGGAAGGUCUUGUUAGUUCUUACGGAUGAGGAUCUGGGAAAUGUUUUGGGAAUCAGUAACUCAAUGCAUCGCAGGAAACUCCGUCUGGCCAUUGAAGAUUACAGGGAUGCUGAAGCAGGACAUGGUCUUUCUAAAGCAGCUGAACUGGAUCAUCACUGGGUGGCUCAGGCAUGGCUGACUGAUGUGGGUCUCCCUCAAUAUUCCCAGUUCUUUCACACUCACCUUGUGGACGGACGUCUCCUGAGUACCCUCACACGUGCUGACUUGGAGAAACAUCUGCACGUAUCUAAAAAAGCCCACCAGAACAGCCUCCUGCUGGGAAUACAACUGCUACACACGCUUAACUUUGACAAAGAGAUUUUGCAGUCCAGACGUUCAGAGUGUGAGAAUCAAAACACAGACCCUGCCGUCUGGACUUGUCAACGCAUCAUUAAAUGGAUCAAAGAGAUUGAUCUGAAGGAGUUUGCUGAAAAUCUUCAGAACAGUGGAGUGCAUGGUGCCGUCAUGGUGUUGGAUCCUUCUUUCAGCUCCGACACCAUGGCAACAGCUUUAUGUAUUCCAAGCAACAAGCACAUGGUCCGUCAUCACCUGAGUGAGGAGAUGAAGGCUCUUGUCAGUGCAGCCAGGGCGGGGCUUGAGCAAGAAGUUGAGCCUUUGGGGACUCCGCCCACACUCCACCGGCAGAGUUCUCUGAGCAGCUCAUCACCAAGCUGUCAUGAUGACCAGCAGUCUUUGAGGAGGGUGAAGCAGCAGCUCGGUCUCAGCCCAAAGAAUCUGACUGCACGGAACAUCAGCCACCAGAGCAGAUCUGGAUCAUUUCCAAGGAAUGGACUUCAGGAGGUUUCGCUACAAAGGGAGCGUUGCCCGGUUCGCCAUUUUUCUGCUGCUGAGCUCACUAAUGUCUGA